Molecule: messenger RNA, 853 nt
Organism: Danaus plexippus (monarch butterfly)
Lineage: Eukaryota; Metazoa; Arthropoda; Insecta; Lepidoptera; Nymphalidae
Exons: 6
Coding region: 239-853 (204 amino acids)
Biological process (GO): DNA repair
Molecular function (GO): DNA polymerase binding
Source: RefSeq, a predicted model, not a curated record
AAAAUUUUUCUGUUUCAGAGAUAUUCAACUAACUAAAGAGAAUCACAAGCAAGUGGUGAACAAGAUUUGUUCCUACAUGGACAAUCUACCUUCAGACACUCUGCCGCCCUUGGUUCAUCAUCUACUUAAACUAUGCAAGCAGCAAAACUUAGAAAUAGUUCUGUGACACCUGAGUCACUACUUCAACAAGUUGUACGCCAAACUGCAACCACCAGCUCAAGACUCCGAGGCCACUAUAAUGGACGUUGAAGACAUCGUUCUGCACAGCGAGGACGAACUCAGGCGCUGCCAGUCCACUUGCUUGUACCACUUGUCUCAAGGAUUGGCGGAUCCGGAAUUAAUAAGGAAGCACAUGAAGCAGUGGCCUAAAAUACAGCUGUUCAGAGAACCGUUCCUCAUUAAUGUGGCACUUGCCGUGUCUGAUAAGGGAGCAGAUUUCGCCUCCGUCUGUUUAGAUGUAAUCAAAUCGGCAAUAGAGUUGACGCUUCAAGAUGAGCUCAGAAGAAAAGAAUCAGCGUGGGCCAUUUCUGUUCUUCCGUUAGAUUAUGCCGUCGCCAGCGUACUGAAAGCACUUGUCAUUGAAAGUACGAAUCACCGUCAGAUGACCGUUCUGGGUUUGAUCAAUUUGGUCUUCUCGCUGCUAUCAGUAUACCGCUUGAAGCCCACAGCGCCCCAGUGCUGGGCCCUCGGCCAGAUGCUGCUAGUCAAACUGUCCAAGACUCAACCGGAAACAGCUUCACACAUCCUCAGCCAGCUUGCAGACAAACUUUUUGGGGAUUCAACACAGAAUCAAUAUUCAGUUUCUAAAGCUCGUAUACCACACGGCUACUACGAAGUAAGGAAAAAUGGUUAA